CCUGUAGAAUUUGAGAGUGGCUACCACAGGUUUAGGUCUAAAAGUUUCAAGCAACCCAGGAACUGUGAGCUAUGUGAGAGAAUCAUAUGGAAGAGAGGGCAUGCCUGCAAAGCUUGCAAGUAUGUCUGCCAUUUCCAAUGCCAGCCAGAGGUGACAACUGUAUGUACCUCACCUGCAAGCUAUGACCUGUCUAGAGCCUCGUUGAUGCCCCAGGCCCCAGUAAUUAACAGGGCACCAGGGAUGGCAGUCAACCAAGUGAGAGAGGGAGGGGGACUAGAGAUGGAUCUCACAUACAUCACAGAGAGAAUAAUUGCGAUGGCAUUCCCAGAAGAAGGUUUUGAGGCAGUGUAUCGUAGCAACCUCCAGGAAGUGACACGUAUGUUACAAAAGAAGCACACCAACAACUACAUAAUCAUAAACCUCUCAAAGAAGAGAUACGACAUUGCCAAGUAUAACCCUCAGGUCCAUGACUAUGGCUGGCCAGAACAAUUAGCGCCACCUUUAGAGACAUUAUGCAGUAUAUGUAAAACAAUUGAUUCAUGGUUGAACACUGACCCCCAGCAUGUUGUGGUGGUGCAUUGUAAGGGGGGCCCAGGUCGCCUAGGGGUCGUUAUAGCUGCAUAUAUGCACUAUAGCAGUAUAUGUGCAAGUGCAGAAGGUGCUCUGGACAGGUUUGCAAUGAAGAAGUUUUAUGAUGACAAACUCGGGGGCCUCACUCAACCCUCUCAAAAAAGAUACGUCCAUUAUUUCGCUGGGCUCUUAUCAGGUGCAAUAAAAAUCAACAAUAGUCCCCUAUUUCUUCAUCAAUUGGUGAUCCAUGGGGUUCCCAACUUUGAUGGCAGGGGUGGAUGUCGACCUUUCAUCAAAGUAUACCAUGCAAUGCAACCAGUGUACACAUCAGGGGUUUACAAUGUGGCUAACACAAUGCAGCGAGUGUGUAUUACCCCCGAGACUGCCUUACAACUACGUGGUGAUGUUCUCAUUAAAUGCUACAAUCGCGGUGAUCGGCAACGUGACGUAAUAUUUCGUUGCCAGUUCCACACUUGUGCCAUCUCUAACUUCAGCCUCACUUUUAAUAAACAAGAACUCGAUGAUGCCACAUCAGAUGAAAGGUUCCCAGAAUCUGGCAAAGUGGAGGUUGUAUUCUCAGAUUCACCACACAAACCACCAGGAAGCACGAUGAUGGGUGACCAAGGUGUUGUCAUGGACAAUGGAGAACAGAUGGUACGCUGGGACUCCUAUGAAAACUUUAAUAGUCAGGAUUCAGGCUCUAAGGUGGAUGGUCGGAUUGAGGUGAACCAUACCCAAGGCCCUGUAGACGGCAGUCUCUACGCCACAGUCACAAAGAAACCACCCCAUAGGGAGAAAGAUUCAUCCACAGUCAUCCAGAAUGGUAACACCUCAUUGCUCAAUGGGCCACUAACUGUCAGUGUAGACUCAGGAAUAGCCUCUUCUCCAGGUUACCCUAGUUACCAAGGUGGUUCCCAUACAGUCCAUAGUUACCAAACCAGCACCCAGAACUAUACAACACAGUCUAGCAGCAGUCAACAGGCCUCUGCCCUGCCCCACAGUCCCCCCACCCUUGGGCAACAGCAAACAAGCCCUUCAAGUACAUUAGCAGAGGAAUCAUCGCAGCUUGAUGAUAUUUUAAGUGAACUUUUAGGAGAUCAAAUGCUAUCUACCUCCCCUAUGAACACUAUGAAAAGCAGUACAGGGGCCAAUGCAACAGCGUGGCAGUUGAGUCCUACAAGUCCCAACCGCUCAUUAGCUAUGCCCUCAGACUUACCCCCAAACACUAGGCGUACUGAACACUAUUCAUAUACAGCCCCAGAUGGCUCUAGCAAAAUGGAUAAAACAACAUCUUAUGAAAAUCGUAGUCAAAUGGGCCCUGGUAGUAAAUCAGAGUCAAAGGUAGUGAAGUCCACCUCUCAUUACUCUUCAAGCUCCAGUUCUGCUCAGCCACCUAUAGAGGGCUCUCACCAACCACAUGUAGAGUCAAGCCCUAGACGCUAUAUCCCCCAGAAUGCAUUUAGUUAUACAUCAGGGGGUCUGGAUGAAGCAGGGGGGCGGGUAACAAGCCCCACCUUCAGAGCGAACAGCCCCAAACGUUCACCUAGCCCUCUCGGGAGGAAGAGCCCAACUAGCCCUAACCUCAACUCUGUACCCUACUCUGUUGGUUAUGAGAACAGAUCUGAAGAGUCAUGGCAAGAGCAAUCAUGGCUGGAACAACAAAAGAUGAAACUGGCUCAGAAGCGAGGUGGAGACUACAACGCACCCCCUCAAUUCAGGAAACAACACAGUUAUCAAGAGAAAGCCCUCGUUGCUGAGCUUGUCGAUGUUCAGAAUAAGAUUGCCCGUAAACGUGUGGCAAGUGAGAGUGACCAAGCUGUAUUAGCAGACAGAACCAAUGUGCAGGUCAGUAAUGGCCCCAUGACCCAGUCAGCCCCUCAAAGUGACCAUAAUAGCAAUACAUACAAAGCACAGAAAGACUAUUACGUGUCUGGUGUUGAGGUAGAUAAAAGUCGACCUUUCAGUCCUACUCCCUCUAAAACAGAGUACACAUUUAUGAUCAAAGGCUCAACUCUCGAGCGCAAUCAGAAUGAAUCUAAUGGUGCUAAAACAUAUGGUAAGCCCCCUCCCUCACCGAUACCUGGCCGUAAUAACAGCGCUCCUGGGUCCCCAUUGAUCCCCCAAAGGAGCAGCAGCAGGGGGGCAGUCGCUCGUAGUCGUUCCUCCACUGAUUGGACGAAAAACUCUCAGCUUCAACGUCAGAACUCAGAUCUGACAUAUGACCGUGAUAAGGCUCCACUGCCAAUCCAGCGUACCCCCCUUGGUUCAUCUGGCUAUAGCUACACUACAGAGGAGAUCACUACCCACAGGCCUCAGCCCAAGUACCCUGCGGGAUCCACUGGAGACUUUGACCUGGAUGCAUUGAUAAAUGAGACCACAACUACCACCAAGAAAUCCACCUCAUCAAGCUACAGUUCCAGCCAAUUAGAUGACUUGGAGCGCAGCAUCCAGGCCCUGAUUGGUGUAGAUGCAAACAAUACGGCAAACAAUGUCAAAAUAUCUCCCAUCAAAACUGUUGAGGAAGAGCCAAUCAUAAACAAAAAGGUUUCCAAGACGACGAAACAAUCUGUGAAUUCUGGGUAUGAAUCAGACAGCGCCAUCUUUGCCAAUAAGUCAUAUGAAACUAGGAGUUAUGAAACAAAACAGAUGAACACUUUCGCCAACUCUAAACCCCCCAGAAGCAAAACACCUGACAUAGAACCACAAACUAAGAGUAGAUUUCUCACGUUUCCUCACAAGCCCAAGAAAGUUGAGAUGGACUACGAGAUUCAGGAAAGCUACACAUUAAAGCCCAUAGCAAUCGGCAAGUCAAUUGAUGACAUUGAAACAUACAGCAAGCCCCGUGUUGAGAAGGAUGUCGAAGAUAAAAUCACACUGCGUCCCAUUGGUCCAGGAAUGCAAACACUGGAGCCUGAUACGGGAACAAUAGGGAGGUCACGUCCCACAACACCCCUCUUUCCAGUAUCACAAGAAGACAGGAUUGAUGCUAAAGUGAGUGGUAGCCAACAGCAGGUUUCCUACAACACAGCAAGUUCUCCUGGCCCUAGGAGUCCAAGGACACCCUAUGUUAACCAAGCGUCCCCACCUGUUCAGACCCCAACUUUCCCAAGAACUGGGGAUUAUACAGCAGGAUAUGCCCCUAGUUCAGCCUCUGGGUAUUCCCCCAGCUACACAGCAGGGUAUGCACCCAGCUCUGCCUCAGGAUAUUCCCCCAGUUAUACUGGGGGGUUUACCCAAAACUACUCCCCCACUCAGGUUCCUAGAACUCCAUAUGUUAACCAAGUGUCCGAUCCUGGCCUGCAUUCCCCAAACACAGUCAAUCAACGUAUUGAACAACAAAAUAUACAAAAGAUGGUGCUGCAACAGCAGGCUUCCCGCAUGUCUGACUUCGACCCCACGUAUGAAUCAAUACCAGAUGAUGUCUUCCAAACCCGCAUGUUGGAUCGACAGACUUUAGGUGGCAGCCAGCAGAUGAUGAAUGGUGGAUCAACUGUGUCCCAUCAGUGGAGUACUGAGCAACACACAAGUGGCAACCAGGUUGUGGGGGGUAGCCAGACCCUGCGUCAACAGAGCAGUGGUCCUCCACUACAGCAUCUCCCACCUCAGACCCACCCUAGUGCCACUCUGCCAUCCCGCUUACAUCAGCAACAGCAGCAAACCAUAGUGCAGCAACAAACCAUCCAGCAGCAGCAAGCACAACAGGAGCAGCUUCUGAAGCAGCAACAGGAAGAACAGCUGUUGAAACAACAGAAAGAACAGCAAUUGCUGAAACAGCAGCAUGAGCAAGCAUUACUAAAGUACCAGCAAGAACAGCAGGCUGUACUUCAACAGAAACAAGAGGAGCUUGUUCGAAAACAGCAGGAGGAUCAAAGGCGUAUUAUUCAACAACAGCAGGAGCAGCAAGAACAACUAAGGAGACAGCAGGAACAAGCACUGUUGAAACAACAGCAGGAGCAACAAAUGUUGAAACAACAACAAGAACAAGCAUUGUUGAAACAACAGCAGGAACUAGCUAUACUGAAACAACAGCAAGAGCAAGCUCUCUUAAAACAACAGCAGGAGUUGAAAGAACAGCAAGAACGUCUAGUAAGACAACAGCAGGAGCAGGAAAGAAUUCUCAAACAACAGCAAGAGCAGGAGAUGUUGAAACAACAAGAGACAUUAAGAGUACAGCGAGAGAAAUUACAACAACAACAACAAGCUUUACAAAAGCAACAACAAGAAAAUUUACAACAACAACAAAUCAUUCAACAGCAGCAAUCUACAUUACAACGUGAAAUCAGCUCUGGUUCAAUAGCUAGCCAACAGAUGGAGCCACAUGUACCUGGAACAUUAGCGCAUGAGCAACUUCACCAACAACGUGUUCAGCAACAGCAAGUCCAACAGCAACAGCAACAAGCCCAGCAACAACAAGUCCAAACACAACAAGUGCAAAAACAAGUGCAGUACACAACAAAGACUACAAGCCAACAGCAAUCAAGUAGCCAGCAGCAGCAGCAGCACCAACAAGUGCACCAGAAUGGGCAGACCAACCUGCUUCACAUUGAUACUCAACACAGUGGGUCAGCAGCACAGCGUAGUCCCAUCUCAGCCACUGGCAGUGAUCUGAGUCCGCAGUCUCCAGGCAGCUUACACCUACAGCAGUCAUCAACAAUGAGCACGUCACAGACUGGGCACGUCCUGAGCCCGACACCAUACUCCUUCAACAGUGGCGCCACCUCCCCAGGCUACUUUGGCACUGCUAGAAGGGGCAGUGGAGGAUCUAGUGCUGGAAUGGAUGGGACAUUUGACCUACAGCACCAUACCCCCAAGUUUGUUCGUGAUACAUCAAAGUUCUGGUACAAACCACACAUCUCUAGAGAGGAAGCUAUUUCCCUAUUGAAGGACAAACCUCCAGGAACAUUUGUAGUUAGAGAUAGCAACUCUUUCCCAGGUGCCUUUGGUCUGGCACUUAAGGUGGCCCAGGUGCCUCCCAAUGUACAGACAAAGUCAGGAGACCCCUCCCACGAGCUAGUCCGUCACUUCCUGAUUGAACCAACACCUAAAGGAGUGAAACUGAAGGGAUGUAGCAAUGAGCCAGUGUUCAGUAGCCUAGCUGCCCUGGUCUACCAACACUCUAUCACCCCUCUAGCCCUGCCUUGUAAAUUAUUCCUGCCAGAGAUUGAUACAGUAGAUGGCAGUAGCAGCAGUAGUUCAGUGACAGAGAAUCCCAGUUCUGCUGGUCAACUCCUCAGUCACGGGGCUGCCUGUAAUGUAAUAUACCUCAACUCUGUCGACAUUGAGUCGCUCACUGGGCCUCAGGCUGUAGCUAAAGCCAUGAGGUUGACCUUCUCCAUGGCCCCACCCCCCAAGCACACUGUGGUCCACUUCAAAGUGUCUUCCCAAGGCAUUACUCUCACAGACAACAAAAGAAAGUUAUUCUUCCGUCGUCACUAUCCCGUCAGCUCAGUGACAUUCUGCGGUAUGGACCCCGAGGACAGACGCUGGAACAACAAGGAUGAAGAUGGUGCCACCCUCCUGCCCAAUGCUAAAAUGUUUGGCUUUGUGGCCCGUAAACAAGGCAGUAAUGUAGACAAUGCCUGUCACAUCUUUACAGAACUAGACCCUGACCAGCCAGCUUCUGCUAUCGUGAACUUUGUAUCUAAGGUAAUGAUUGGUGCUCGCAAGUCGUAACAUUAACGCAAGUGCUGUACAUGUAAAUACCUGGAUGGAAAGAGAGGAUAUUAUUGGUUGGUCGAGUAUUUAUUUAUACACGUGUAUAUGCCAAUAUUAUGUGAUACAGUGAAUAUGAGGUGCUUUUUAUUCAUAUGCAAAAACAUGACAAGAUGCCAAACUGAAUAACAAAUCACACGCAGAACAACUGAAUAACAAAUCACAAGCGGAACAACUGAAUAACA
This is a messenger RNA of Owenia fusiformis, 6467 nucleotides long. Lineage: Eukaryota; Metazoa; Annelida; Polychaeta; Sabellida; Oweniidae. The record is from the annotation of a GenBank genome assembly.